CCUCCAGUUGAACCAGCACCAUUUGUUGAAAAUGCUAUCUUUCUUCCAUUGGAUGGUUUUAGCUCCUUUUUCAAAGAUCAAGUUACUAUAGGUGUGUGGGUUCAUUUCUGGGUCUUCAAUUCUGUUUUACUGAUCUAUCUGCCUGUCUCUGUACAAAUACCUUACAGUUUUUUAUGACUAUUGCUCUGUAAUACUGUUUGAAGUCAGGGAUGGUGAUUCUCCCAGAAGUUCUUUUAUUGUUGAGUUUAGUUUUUGCUAUCCUGGGUUUUUUGUUAUUCCAAAUGAGUUUGCAAAUUGCUUUUUUUAUCUCCAUAAAGAAUUGAGUAGGAAUUUUGGUUGGGAUUCAUUGAACCUGUAGAUUGCUUUUGGCAAAAUGGCUAUCUUUACUAUAUUAAUCCUGCCAAUCCAUGAGUGUGGAAGAUCUUUCUAUCUUCUGAGAUCUUGCUCAAUUUCUUUCUUCAGAGACUUAAAUUUCUUGUCAUACUGAUCUUUCACUUGCUUGGUUAAAGUCACACCAAAUAUUUUAUAUUAUUUGGGACUAUUGUGAAGGGUGUCAUUUCCUUAAUUUCUUUCUCAGCCUGUUUAUCCUUUGAGUAGAGGAAGGCUACUGAUUUGUUUGAGUUAAUUUUAUGCCCCGACACUUUGCUGAAGUUGUUUAUCAGGUUAAGUAGUUGUCUGGUGGAACUUUUGGGGUCACUUAAGUACACUAUUAUAUCAUCUGCAAAUAGUGAUAUUUUGAUUUCUUCCCUUCCAAUUUCUCUGUCUGAUUGCUCUGGAUAGGACUUUGAGUACUAUAUUGAAUAAGUAGGGAGAGAAUGGGCAGCCUUGUCUAGUCCCUGAUUUUAGUGGGAUUGCUUUAAGUUUCUCUCCAUUUUGUGCCAUCUCAGCAGCCACCAGAGAAUAUUUUUAUUAGUAAUAACUAAUUGUAAUAAUUUAUUUUAAGAAAUUUUAACUAUUUUAUAAUCUAACUAAAUGUUUUUCUUAAAAGCAUCAGACUAUUUUUGGAGGGAUGGGGAAUACGUAUAUAAACUGCCCUUGCCUGGGACUUGUUAUGUAGAUCAAACUGGUCUAGAACUAAGAUCCCUUUGCAUCUGCAUUCUGAAUGCUGAGCUUAAUGUAAAAAGAUAUAAGCUAGAGAGAUAGCUCAGCAGGUAAGAAUACUGUCUGGUCUUCCAAGAAAUCUGUUGAAUUUCUAGUAUCCACAUGGCUACUUAGAACUCUCUAUGACUCCAGUCUACCGGUACUCCAACCUCUUCUCUAGAAAGCUUGAGUUACAGAGACAUAUAUAAUGACAAAAUAUCCAUGCACUCAAAGUCACUAAAGUUUAAUGAUAAAUGGCAGGAUUCACUACACUGGGCCCCUUGUACAGCCCAAUCACUCAAACUGGAAAGAAGUUGCAUAACCAUAUAUAAAUGCUUAAACAAAGACAUAAACAUGUGAUAGUUUAAUGAAACCUAAAUUCCAAUCAGUGAUGGAGAUUUCUCAGCAUUGCCUGUGUUGGAGCAGCAUGAGAAAUGACAGGGCAAUAUAGAUGGUCAGGGUAGGGAUGAAUUUUGUUGCUGCCCAUGACCUGCUAGAUAUACAUAGUCAUAGCCAGAUGUAGAAAGAGAAGUCACCAGGUUUUGAAGCCACAAUGGAAGAGAAGCCAGGACAAAUAUUGGAUGGCUCAGUACCACGCUAAGGUAUCUGUCUUAUCCUGUAGAUAAAAAGUACAAGAAAGAAAUUCAGAUGAAUUUAUUUAAAUGGUGUCUUACAGAGUAGCUCAUCACACAUUCGAACCAUCUCAGUCCCAAGAGGUUCCAUUACACAGAAUUCUAUCCUCUAGUCCUCUGGUCUUCUGGUCCUCUGGUCCUCUGGUCCUCUCACUGUUUAAGGUGUCACUUUUUAAAAGGUGUAACAGAAGACUGGAUAUCCUAGGAAAUUUAACUCCCAGUGAAAAGCAAAGGAAGACCUGGUCCAAGCUUUUUUUUUUUUUCCGGAGCUGAGGACCGAACCCAGGGCCUUGCGCUCUACCACUGAGCUAAGGCCUCAACCCCAAGGUCCAAGCUCUUUAUGACAGAACUAAAUGAGGAGUUAUGGGCUGGCUGAUUUCCCAUGGAUCCUUUUUAUAUUAAUGUAAGUUUCUCAGAGUAAGUCACCAAUAUUACUUCAUGCAAGGCUGACCAUAGCUGUCUCUUUGUUAACUCCUGGAAAUCCUUUUAUUAGAGGUCCUAGAGGCAACAGGAUCUAGAGUACAUCAAGAAUCACCUGGUACUUGUCUUAAAUAGUUUCCAGAAUGUGACUGCAGAUCCAAGAAAGAUAAUAGAAGACUGAACACAAAGAGGGCUAACUGGACUACUGUGUAUUUAUUCUAAGAAAGAAAUUUCCCUUUAACCUCUGAGAACUGUGCAUCCAGUCGCUGCAACCUCUGCCAUUGCAGCUAUGAAUCUGUCCUUUAUUUUCUUUAUGCCUCACAAUAGACUUAAGGCCAGCACAGCAUGUCUAAGCUGAAUUAGCAACUGUGUGGAGGAAAAUCUGUUGUCAUGUGGCAGGGCACACUCACAGCUUGGGCUUGAUAUUCUAAUGAAAACAUGAACUGAAAUCCCAAGCCUUCAUUAACUCUAGUCCUUCUCUUCUACAUCAGAAAAGUCACCAGAGUUUCCAUGAGCAAGAAUCCAAGAACAAGAGCAGUAACAGUAGUUAUGAUGAGGAUAAUGGGCACAGGAGGCUCUGGGAAGGGAAGGGAAAGGAAAGGAAAGGAGAGGAGAGGAGAGGAGAGGAGAGGAGAGGAGAGGAGAGGAGAGGAGAGGAGAGGAGAGGAGAGGAGAGGAGAGGAAAGAAAGGGAAGGGAAGGGAAGGGAGAGGAGAGGAGAGGAGAGGAGAGGAGAGGAGAGGAGAGGAGAGGAAGGGAAGGGAAGGGAAGGGAAGGGAAGGGAGAGGAGAGGAGAGGAGAGGAGAGGAAAGGAAAGGAAAGGAAAGGAAAGGAAAGGAAAGGAAAGGAAAGGAAAGGAAAGGAAAGGAAAGGGAAUGAAGCAACAGCAAGGCAUCUUACCUCCAGCUCUUAGUGUUGACCCAGAUCCAGUUGUCCCAAAGGACGCCCACUCUCUCUGCAUAGUCUUUGUGCUCACUCACAGUUCUUACCUCAUCUCAGGAUAGCAGACACAUGAAUCCUGUACUUCUGCUCUUCACUAGGAGGCACAACCACAGCUGCCUACUUCUAGAAGUUUUCAUUCCGUUUAUGCCUGAUCUCUACAACUAUGUCCUGGGUUUUCUUUCUCCCAUUCCUCUCCAAGGUCAGGGUGAUUACAGAAGAGUAGAAGUUCAGGGCCUAGAAGCUCAGGAUGAUUUUCCUUUCAGGUCUGGCCUUAUUGAUCACAUGUAUUUUAGGGUAUCCGUGGGAAAUAAUUAAAAACUUAAGGCAUUUUGCAUUCUUCCUGAGGAUUAAAAAUGCUCAUUUCAUUUUUAUUAAUGGAAGAGAUACUUGGAGAGAAGGAGUGGUGCCAACUCAACACAGCAGCCCAAAUUCAGAUAUGGAUGAGAUAAUGUAUUCUUUGGAAUGUUUCAAAGUCAGCAUGAACCAGCACAAAGUAGGGGAUGCUGGAUCUCCCUCUAGAAUUAUGGACUUCUGCUUCUGAGGUGGUGGAGAUGAAAGACUCAGAAACAUUGUGGUCAGACAACAAAGUCAUUGUACAUGGACAGUGAACAGAACAGAGGUCAUGGUUCACAAAACAAAUAGAAAAAAAAAACCCUGCUGCUUAACUGAAAGACUGAACUUUCCUGAGAGAAGACUUGACCCUCUGGAAAGCCCCUCUUAUAUUGAUUCAGGAAACUCACAAAUGCUCUUUCCCCUUGGAUAUAAGACAGAGUUAGUAGUCCAACUGCUCCGUGCUGAAGACAAAACCUCAAGAGACAGGAGCUUUCGUCUCAGAACAGAUGGGGCAGUUUCUAUCCUUAAAUUUCUCAGCAAAAUCUCUUUCCUAUACUCCAGCUCUGUGAGGAGUCAAUCAAUGCAUUGACCCUGCAUGUGUAUCCUUACAGUUUGUGCAUAACUGGACUUCUUCCACAAUUAUCUGAGCAUCUCAGCUCUCUUACCAACUGUGGACCAAGUCUUCAGGACCUCAUGAAGUGUGAUGUAAUCAUGGCCAUUGAAGGCUAAUUCUAAGAGUCCAUGAUUGAAAUAUGCUUGAGGCAACACAUCUGUGGUAGAUCUAAGCUGGGAAAGCAGAGCUCUAGAGAUGUCACUCUCAGGCAUUCACCUUUUCAUUACCCAACACAAACAUUCUCUAUCACUAUUACUCCCUUUGGGAUUUUUUUAAAGAGAAACCAAUCAGCUUCUUCCAUUCAAGAUUAUAAAAUAAACACGCAACACUCUGUCUCUACUCUACAAACAGAAUGAAGACCUUUGUUACUGAGGCUCUCCUGCUGCUGCUCCUAGCAGUGCUGGCCCUGGCCAGCCAUCCAGAAGGUUCACAUCUUUUUGGCCUUUUCCAAACUCUCUUGACCCGGCCUGGACAUUCUGAGCCCCUAUUUAUCAGUGCUGGCUUUAUGGAUAAUAUACAGUUUGAGAGGUUCAACAACAGAUCAGAUUUUCCUGGGAUGGAGCACUGCGCACCAUGGAUAGAUCAUCGGAGUCCAGAGUAUUGGAAGGAGCACACACAGAGGGCCCUGAAAGAUAUUCGGUUUAUGAGACAAGCACUGAAAUUAAUGAUCCACACCUACAACUACAGUGCAACUGGAUAUCACACAAUCCAGAGGAGGAUUGGCUGCCAUGUCUUGCCUAGAGGGUACUUCAGUCAUGGAUUCUUAGAAUUAGCCUUCAAUGGCCAGGAUUACAUCAUGCUGAAUGAAGACCUGAGGACUUGGACCACAGUUGGCAAGGCAGCUGAGAUUCUCAGGAAAGAGUGGGAGAAACACAGUUUUGCACAAGCCAUGAAGAUUUAUUUGGAGGUUUCAUGUGUGGACUCAUUUCUCACAGAGCUGGCUUAUGGGAAGGAGAUUUUGCUGAGAAUAGAUCCCCCUAAAGUACAAGUGAUCCGCAAGGUCAGACUUAACAGGAAAAUUACCCUGAUGUGCUGGGCCCUGAGUUUCUACCCUCCUGAAAUUACCCUGACCUGGCAGAGAGAUGGAUGCAAUCAGAUGCAGGACAUGGAGGUGGUAGAGACCAGGCCUGCAGGGGACGGAACUUUCCAGAAAUGGGCAGCUGUGGUGGUUUCUUCUGGGGAAGAGCAAAGAUACACAUGUCAUGUGAAUCAUAAGGGGCUACCUGAGGUCAUCACCAUGAGGUGGGAGCCUCCUGAGCCUAUCAUCCCAAUUACUACUAUUGUUAUUGCUGUAGUUCUCGGAGCUCUGGUUGUGGGAGCUGUGAUGACUUUUCUGAUAUGGAAGAUGACUAGAGAAAGGAGACCAUGAGGAAUCUCAACUAUCCUGUAACUCUUCAUUUAUUUCUGUCUUCAAAAGUUUGGCGUGGUCUUAAUUUGCUUUCCACGGAGAGGAUAAGAUAGAUGCCUUAAUGUGGUACUGAGCUAUUCAAUAUUUUUUUCUGCUUUCUCCUCCAUCAUGGCUUCAAGACCUUGAGCCUUCUCUUUCUACAUCUAACUGCAAUGGUGUGUUUACUCUGAGCACAAUGUAAGAGGUCCUGGGCAGCAGAAAGCCCCAUCCCCACCCUGAUUUUGUGUAUUCCCCAGCCAUCUCUCAUGCUCCAACACAGGCAAGGCUGGGAAACCUCCAUCCUGAUUGGAAUUAGCUUUCACUGAAUCACAACUCUUUGCUUCUUUUCUUAUAAUUAAGCAUUUGUACAUGGGCGUGAAACUUCUUACCCGAUUGUGUGAUUGAUGUCCUAAAGAUCAGUAAAUAUUGAUGGAGAAAACAAA
Molecule: messenger RNA, 5849 nt
Organism: Rattus norvegicus (Norway rat)
Lineage: Eukaryota; Metazoa; Chordata; Mammalia; Rodentia; Muridae
Source: RefSeq, a predicted model, not a curated record